This is a messenger RNA of Nomia melanderi (Alkali bee), 3076 nucleotides long. RefSeq names its product phosphatidylinositol-3-phosphatase SAC1 (gene Sac1). NCBI's taxonomy places the organism in Eukaryota, Metazoa, Arthropoda, Insecta, Hymenoptera, Halictidae. Gene Ontology annotation, molecular function: phosphatidylinositol-4-phosphate phosphatase activity. Gene Ontology annotation, cellular component: endoplasmic reticulum. The record is from RefSeq and is a predicted model, not a curated record. Gene Ontology annotation, biological process: phosphatidylinositol dephosphorylation.
UUAUAUAGUUCAGUAGUUGAUCGUUCGAUUCAGGUAGAGUCCGCUAGUGCAUCGAGGCAUUUUUUAUGGUAUUAGUAUUUUAGCAUAUUUACUACUUGAUCAAUUUUGAUCAUUUUGCUUGAUGUAGUUUUCCUAUUAACUGUUCUUUAGGCGUAGAGAGCAGAGCAAACUCUGAUUUUUUAGACAGUCUGUAAUUCAAAAUAUGUGACACUAAGUCUCAUAAGCCAGCAAUGCUAUCCUAUACCAUGUCUGUGGUGGUAGAGGUAUUUAAUAGGAGAACGCUAAUCAAGAAUCACUAGUUUGAGGGGAGGCAAUUCGCAUCGCUGGUUUAGAUAUAUUUAUGUUGGAUACUAUGAGAAACUAUAAGUUCAGCAUCUAUUGGAGUUUAAAGUGCAGUAGCAACUCUGUAUAGUAGUACACUGUGCCACGAAUAAAAAGUGUAAAUCUUAUUCGUACGGAGGUUACUCCGAUUUUGACAGAUUAUAAUGAUGUUGAAUCAUAUAUUUAGUUGACAACAGUUUGACAGUUUAUCUAUAGCUAAGUCUACAUCGUGUUCUACUUUAUGCAUAUGUACGGGCUAUUAUUUUCAGUGUCAUUAUAGUUUAAUUUUUUUCUCUUAUUAUACUUCAUUUCUUACAAGUUUAUAUUCUUGUCUAACACGUUGUCAAGAUUGUUGAGUGACAUCAUGAAAUUACCCGCAGACGUAUAUGAUAAAUUGUAUUUAUAUAUAACACCAGAAAAAUUCUAUGUAGAACCCGUUGGAACUAAAGUGCUACUUGUAGUUGAUAGAGUGAGUCAGCAAAUUUAUACUCAAGCUGGUACAGCAAGUCAAAUUCCAUCAACUGCAAGUCGUAGGAAAAUAUGGGGCAUAAUAGGAACUAUAAGAUUGUUAGCAUGUCGUUAUCUUAUAAUCAUUACAGAAGCCAUAGAAAUUGGAACUAUAGCUGGCCAUCAAAUUUACAAAAUAGUUGCAACAGAAGUUAUACCAUACACAAAAUCUUCUCUGCAUCUUAGUGAAAAACAAUUGCAAAAUAAUUCCACGUAUUUAGAGAUGAUUAAAUCUGUAUUGAAUACACCGCAUUUCUAUUUUAGUUAUACAUAUGACCUUAGUCAUACAAUGCAGAGACUUCAUAAUACACCACCUGAAUUCUUACAGAUGCCGCUUCAUGAUAGAGCAGAUCUAAGAUUCGUAUGGAAUGCUUAUCUUUUACAAGAUUUAACCUCGAGGCCAGAGCAGUACAAGUUUUGUCUGCCAAUUAUACAUGGAUUUGUGUCAUUAAAUACUAUCACUGUAACUGGUAGUACAUCAUUUAAUUUGGGUAUUGUAUCUAGACGAAGUGUACAUCGUGCAGGGACAAGAUUAUUUUCACGUGGUAUAGAUUCUACUGGUAAUGUUUCUAACUAUGUAGAAACAGAACAAUUAAUUGAAUUCAACGGACAUCGUAUAUCUUUUGUACAAACACGUGGCUCUAUACCUUUGUUUUGGUAUCAGGCACCAAAUUUAAAAUACAAACCUAAACCACAAUUAAGCAGCCAUGAGGAUCAUCAGACUGCUUGUGCUCGACAUUUUGAAGCUCAGAUAUUCCACUAUGGAAAGCAAAUUUUAAUUAAUCUGAUUGAUCAGCAUGGUCCAGAAGCUCUGUUGGAGAAGGCAUAUCGGAACAUAGUACAACGAAUUAACAAUCAAAAUGUUCAUUAUGAAGGUUUUGACUUCCAUGCUGAAUGUAGGAGACUCAGAUGGGACCGAUUAAAUCUGUUACUUGACAGACUGACCCCUGAAUUGGAACAAAUGGGAUACUUUUUCCUUCUAUCAGACGGAACAUUAUUGUCUGCACAAGAUGGCGUUUUUCGUACAAAUUGUAUUGAUUGCCUUGAUAGAACUAAUGUUGUUCAAAGUAUGAUAGCAAAGAGAGUUCUUAAUGAUGCAUUAUCAAGGUUAGAAGUCUUGAGGAGAAUUGAAGAUCACCCUAGUGUUGAAGAGCACUUCAAACGGAUUUGGGCUGAUAAUGCAGAUAUGAUAAGUGUUCAGUAUUCAGGUACUGGUGCUUUAAAAACAGAUUUCACGCGUACUGGUAAACGCACUAAAUUAGGCGCCAUGAAAGACGGCAUAAACUCUUUAACAAGAUAUUAUAAAAAUAAUUUUACUGAUGGUUAUAGACAGGAUUCCUUGGAUCUAUUUUUGGGACGUUACAUUGUACAAGAUGGCGAAUGUACAUCGGUUCAAUGUCCUUUGGAGUCUGAAAGAAAUUGGCGUUACGCUACGUUCCCCUUGGUACUUCUUGUCGCAUCGUCAAUGCUAGUUGCCCAUAUAAUCCUCCCUUCAAGAUACACUACUGAAAUUUUAUUGUACAUGUUAUUUUGGGGUGCCAUGGUGGGUGGUACAUUUGCAACCAUCAUUCACCACGGAAAACAGUAUGUGGAUAAACCUAAAUUACUUUAAAUGUAUUAGUUUCACUUAUCACAUAUUGUAAAAUACUUUUAAUUUAUGUUAAUAUUGAAAGUUUAUGUGAUUCUCUCCUUUUGGAUUUUUAAUUACAUUCGCAAUAUUAGGCAUUAGGAUUAAUUUCAUGAUUAAAUCAAGAAGCCACGUAAUGUUUACUUUUAUAAACAUUAGUCUUUCACAUAAGUGUUGCGUUUGUGUACUAAAAUAUGUUACUUAUUUAAAUACUGUAUUAGAAAGAAUAAGUUUUUAUUGAUGUAUAUAGAUUUAUAGUAGUUGAUUUUUCCAAUUGAUCGUUGAAAAUCGUGCAUUUUUUAUGUGAGUAGAUCAAUAUGUAAUUUGUGAGGAUAGCUUGAUCUCGUUCGAGGGAAUCUUGUAAAGUAUCGUAAGAGAUUCAAUCUUUUCGUUUAGGGUAAUAUUUGUCUGACUAACAAUUAUUUAGUACUUGAUAUUUAUCAUACUACGGCGACAACCUGCAGUUAUCAAUUACAUUUGAACGUUGCAGGUAUUUGAAUGGUACGUAAAUUUUAUUUACAAUAUAAAAAAGGCACGAAAAAAGUAAUAAUGAAUAUUGACCUGCUUCAACAAAGCAUUUAGGAAUUAAUGCACUUUAAACGGUUUUUAUGAUUGUAAAGA